ACCUGAUUCAGCACCGCGGAGAGCUCCCGGUUGGUGGGAAUAUUUGGCAGUUCAGCACCGAGGACAGAUCCCGGCUCAUGGACAGCUCGGCGCUGCUCGCCCGUACACUUCCUGAGCUGGAUGUGAGCUCCGGUUAGCGGUCCCGGAGGGCUCUGGAAGAGGCUGGAAAUAGAACAACACCCCACUCAGCAGGAUGGGCUACCGACUCUAUGCACUCAUGUUACUCAUACGUUUCCUCUGUUAUAUAACAGCCUGCACCACAGUGUCAUGUCUGCAGAGGACGCGCUCUCACGCGGAAGAACGCCUGUUCAAGAGCCUGUUCAAUGGGUACAAUAGAUGGUCCAGGCCUGUGCCGAAUACCUCAGACGUCGUCAUUGUAAAGUUUGGAUUGUCCAUUGCCCAGCUCAUAGAUGUGGAUGAAAAAAAUCAAAUGAUGACAACUAAUGUUUGGCUAAAACAGGAAUGGAAUGACUACAAGCUCCAGUGGAACCCCGCCGAUUAUGAUAACGUCACGUCCAUCCGCGUUCCUUCAGAGAUGAUAUGGAUUCCGGACAUUGUCCUUUACAACAACGCCGAUGGAGAGUUUGCCAUCACCCACAUGACCAAAGCGCACCUGUUCCACACAGGGAAAGUUCAGUGGGUCCCACCCGCCAUCUACAAAAGCUCCUGCAGUAUCGAUGUGACCUUCUUCCCAUUCGACCAACAGAGCUGCAAGAUGAAGUUCGGCUCUUGGACGUAUGACAAAGCCAACAUUGACUUGGAGAGCAUGGAGCACAAUGUGGACCUGAAGGACUACUGGGAGAGCGGCGAAUGGGCCAUUGUCAAAGCCGUUGGGACGUACAACUCUAAGAAAUAUGAUUGCUGCACGGAAAUUUACCCUGAUAUUACGUACUACUUCAUCAUUCGGAGGUUACCCUUGUUCUACACCAUUAAUCUAAUCAUCCCAUGCCUCUUGAUAUCUUGCCUUACCGUCCUGGUGUUCUACCUACCAUCGGAUUGUGGCGAGAAGAUCACUCUGUGUAUCUCAGUCUUGUUAUCUCUUACCGUGUUCCUUCUGCUGAUUACGGAGAUCAUACCAUCCACGUCAUUGGUGAUCCCUUUGAUUGGGGAGUACCUCCUGUUCACAAUGAUCUUUGUCACACUCUCUAUAGUCAUCACUGUCUUUGUAUUGAACGUCCAUCAUCGAUCGCCAAGUACUCACAAGAUGCCUCUUUGGGUUCGUUCUGUCUUUCUGGAGCACAUACCAAGAUGGCUCUUCAUGAAGAGACCGCCGGCUCCAGUAGAGAAAAUUAUCAGUCAGUACGACACGCCGGAGCUUAAACUCAGUACCUCUAAAUAUUGGAUGGAGACGAACGUGGACGAGAAGUGGGGGGAGCCAGAAGCUGAGUUGCAGCCAUGUAACGUCCAUCACGUGUCCACCCACAACCACAACCUUCAGUAUCGAUAUGACUAUAACCACCCAGUGCCUGGGGGGCAAUGCCAGACCCCUCGUCAGAACAAGGCGGAGAACAGUGAAUCCAAUUUCUUGCUCUCCCCGAGUAUAUUAAAAGCUUUAGAGGGUGUUCACUACAUAGCAGAUCACCUGAGGGCUGAAGACGCUGACUUUUCCGUGAAGGAAGACUGGAAGUACGUGGCCAUGGUCAUAGACCGGAUAUUCCUCUGGAUGUUCAUCAUCGUCUGUUUGUUAGGAACGUUGGGGUUAUUCUUGCCCCCCUUCUUGGCCGGAAUGAUCUAGGAUCCCAGUUGCUAGGCCGUCUUCUGGUGGAGAGCUCCUC
Molecule: messenger RNA, 1775 nt
Organism: Nanorana parkeri
Lineage: Eukaryota; Metazoa; Chordata; Amphibia; Anura; Dicroglossidae
Gene: CHRNA2
Product: cholinergic receptor nicotinic alpha 2 subunit
Exons: 6
Coding region: 194-1735 (513 amino acids)
Biological process (GO): monoatomic ion transmembrane transport; signal transduction; regulation of membrane potential
Cellular component (GO): synapse; postsynaptic membrane; neuron projection
Molecular function (GO): acetylcholine-gated monoatomic cation-selective channel activity; transmembrane signaling receptor activity
Source: RefSeq, a predicted model, not a curated record